AUGGUGUGCACACCUCGGACCGCUGGUGAAAACACCAUUACUGUAGCGGUACGGAAAAGGCCUAAAAUAAUCCCGAAGGAAUCGGAUGAGAAUGACGUGGUGCGUUGUGAGGGGUCAACUACCAUUGUUGUAUACGAGCCAAAGACAAAGUUAGACCUCACUCCUGUUAUUGAACCCAACGUAUUUAGUUUUGACCACGUCUUUGAUGAUACAUCAACUAAUGCAGAUGUGUAUGAAACCUGCUGUCGCCCAUUGCUGCAAGACGUAAAAGAAGGUGGUGGUGCUGUUAUCUUUGCCUUUGGACAGACUGGUAGCGGCAAGACACACACAAUGCUCGGGCGCGCAGGUGUUUGUCAGGGAUUAUACGGAUUUACUGUGGCCGAACUCCUUACAACAGGUGCGGCAUCCGCGCUUGUUGUUAGUUUCUACGAGGUGUACGGGGCGAAACUCUUUGAUCUCCUUAAUGGACGUGCAGCUGUAAAGAUGUUACAAGAUGAGUUUCGCAAUAUUCACAUAGUUGGCCUCUCGGAACGUGAGGUGUCUACUGAAGAAGAACUGCGUCAGCUUAUGUCAGAGGGCCAGAUGCUACGUGCAAGCGGAAUUACACACGCUAAUGAUAGAAGUUCAAGAUCCCACGCGAUACUUGGAAUAAAAGUUCGUAUGCAAGGAGGUACGGUUCCUUGUGGUAGAAUUACAUUUGUAGAUUUGGCCGGUAGUGAACGGGCAGCUGAUACGGCUGAUGCAGACAUUAAAGUACGUCGAGAGGGGGCUGAAAUAAAUAAGUCACUCUUGGCCUUAAAGGAAUGUAUUCGUGCUAUGUCAAUGCGCAAAAAGCAUAUACCUUUUCGUGCCUCUAAGUUAACGCAAAUAUUAAGUGAGAGUUUUACUGGCCGAUGUAAAACAUGUGUAAUUGCCAAUAUCUCUCCAUGUCAGCGUCACUGCGAGGACACAUUGAACACUCUGCGUUAUGCCCAUCGAAUUAAAGAAUUGAAAUGUCCGACGAAUGGUAUGCUCGAACAUGAGGUACCAACACCCUGUCCCAACUGUGGUUUACCUGUUUUUACAGGUGACAAGCAUGUUUGCUUGCGCAUGAACGUGCAAUGUCCACAUUGCCGACAGGAGAUGGACAAACAAGAUCUUGAGGCUCAUCUCACAGAGUGUAAGGAAUUUCCUAUUCGAUGUCCACACUGUAAUGAACACCUCUUCCGUGGAGAAUUAGUACGACACAAUCGUCGCUGUGUUAGAUUUCCUGUUCGCUGUCCAUAUUGCUCUGCCCAUGUCCUGCGAAACGCAUUGGAAAAACAUAUCCUAGCAGAAUGUGCCGCAGCAAAGGAAAAGUGUAGGUACUGCGGAGAACUCUUUCCGAGACACUCUUUAGCCUCACAUGAACUUGAAUGUGAUAUGAUGAAAGUUGCAUGCUCCUUUUGCUUGCAAUAUGUUCGCAAGGGACGUUUAGAAGCACACACUGUGUCGUGUUGGAAAAACCCGAACCGAAAGGUUCUACCAACACCACUCCGUUCAGAGUCAAGUCCCUCAGUAGCUCCUUCUACUGAGCCAGACUCACGCGUGUCAAGGGAGAAAGAACAACAGGGUCAACAACUACAGCAACAGCAGCAACAACAACAACAAGAGCAACUACAACAACAGCGUCGGCUGAUUGGUGGAAGAGUACCACGACAACUCAAACUACCUCGACGAUCAGGGUCAACAUGUAAUGGUGAUGGACCAUCAUCAUCAUCAUCAUCACCAUCUCCCUCUAGAGUUCGUAGUGAUGGAGAACAUGUCUGUCCCUAUGCGAGGUACGGUUGUAGUGAUGUAGUAACGGAUUCAAACUUGGCAACGCAUCUUACAGCUGCAGUUGCUAAACACCUCCGUUUGGUGUCUAUCUACGCCGACCGAAUGGACGUGGAGAAUGCCGCACUACGUCGUCUUGUGGUUACCAACAAUAGUCAAGCCCCCGAAACGCAAUGA
Molecule: messenger RNA, 1971 nt
Organism: Trypanosoma theileri
Lineage: Eukaryota; Euglenozoa; Kinetoplastea; Trypanosomatida; Trypanosomatidae
Product: putative MCAK-like kinesin
Exons: 1
Coding region: 1-1971 (656 amino acids)
Biological process (GO): microtubule-based movement
Molecular function (GO): zinc ion binding; microtubule binding; microtubule motor activity
Source: RefSeq, a predicted model, not a curated record